AUGUCGUAUCUCAGAGUAGCCAGCCGCCAAUUGGCUUCGUCGCGGCAACCCUUUGUUCGGGCCGGUACCGGUGCCAUUGCUCAGAGGUCGUGGAACAGAGGAUACGCUUCCGAAGUAAAGAUCGGUGGCUUCGAGGGCCAGAAACAGGGAAAUGGAAACUACUUGGUCUCUUUGAUCGAGGGUGACGGUAUUGGACCAGAGAUCUCGCAGAGUGUGAAGGAUAUCUACAGUGCUGCUAAUGUUCCAAUCGACUGGGAGCCAAUCGAUGUCACACCUGUUCUCGUCGACGGCAAGACAGCCAUCCCCCAACCUGCCAUCGACUCGAUAAAACGUAACCUUGUCGCUCUCAAGGGACCCCUCGCCACCCCCAUCGGCAAGGGUCACGUUUCACUCAAUCUCACUCUCCGUCGUACAUUCAACCUCUUCGCCAAUGUUCGUCCUUGCAAGUCCAUUGUCGGAUACAAGACUCCCUACGACGGCGUAGAUACCGUUCUCAUCCGUGAAAACACCGAGGGCGAGUACUCUGGAAUUGAGCAUCACGUUGUCGACGGUGUUGUCCAGAGUAUCAAGUUGAUUACUCGGGAAGCCAGCGAGAGAGUUUUGAAGUACGCCUUCCAGUAUGCGAACGCUGUUGGCAAGCAGAAGGUUAGAGUUGUGCACAAGGCCACCAUCAUGAAGCAGAGCGACGGUUUGUUCUUGGAGAUCGGAAAGGAGCUUUCAAAGGAGUACCCUGAGAUCCAGUUCGAUUACGAGCUUUUGGACAAUACUUGCUUGAAUAUGGUUACCGACCCAACACCAUAUAACGAUAAGGUUCUAGUCAUGCCAAAUCUCUACGGUGACAUUCUCUCCGACAUGUGCGCCGGUCUCAUUGGUGGUCUCGGUCUCACUCCCUCCGGCAACAUCGGUGACAAGUGCUCCAUCUUCGAGGCCGUCCACGGAUCCGCCCCAGAUAUCGCCGGCAAGGCUCUCGCCAACCCAACUGCCCUGUUGUUCUCUUCGAUCAUGAUGUUGCAACACAUGGGACUAAAUGAGCACGCUACCAAGAUCCAGAAGGCCAUCUUCGAUACCCUUGCUGAGGGUAAGUACUUGACUGGAGAUCUUGGUGGAUCGGCAAAGACACACGAGUAUGCUCAGGCUAUCAUUGACAAGCUGUAA
Molecule: messenger RNA, 1155 nt
Organism: Orbilia oligospora ATCC 24927
Lineage: Eukaryota; Fungi; Ascomycota; Orbiliomycetes; Orbiliales; Orbiliaceae
Exons: 7
Coding region: 1-1155 (384 amino acids)
Biological process (GO): tricarboxylic acid cycle; isocitrate metabolic process
Cellular component (GO): mitochondrion
Molecular function (GO): magnesium ion binding; NAD binding; isocitrate dehydrogenase (NAD+) activity
Source: RefSeq, a predicted model, not a curated record